AGUUUACUGAUUAUACAAUCACCACAUUAUGCUUAUGCUUGCAUUUAUAACUUUCUUUCUCAGUUUUGUUUUGUUAUGGCUAAUGUUUUGUUUGAUACAUGUUCAUGUAGAGAAUCCGUGGAGGUGAAUUUGGAGUUGAGAGAGAUUAGUGUGUAAUGGCUAUCGACAAUGGCAAGCUUCAAGAAGAAGAAGCCUCAGCUGUUACUCGUUUCUAUAACAUUAUUUUGGGUUGGGACUAUAAACAGCUUACUAAAGAGAAUGAGAGAAAAAAUAGAAAGGAUUCUAAAGAGAAGUUGAAUGUUGUAAAGAAUACUUAUAAAGAUGUUGAUGAUUAUUUCGAGACUUUUGAACCAUUGCUCUUUGAGGAAGUUAAAGCUCAAAUUUUGCAGAAUCAAGAUGGUGAAGAAGCAUCGGUGUGUAAAAUGAGGUUGGUAAUGGAGUGCAACGAGGGUGAAGGGUUUCACUUUCUGCUAGUCACAUACGAACAUGAGGAGGAUGAAUAUCUUGCUCAAAAUGAUCUGUUAUUGCUAUCAAAAGAAGAGGUUAAAGGGAAUUCAUUUCCUUCAUCUUAUGGGUUUGCUGUAGUGGAACAUCGUCAAAAUAAUCUUCUUCGUCUUCGGAUGUAUUUAGCUGAAGACAUUGUGCAGAUAACCAAAAAUACUAAAUCCUCUAGAACAAAGUCAUUUAUCCAAGCGCUUUCAAAUAUGCGUUCUCUUAUUACAUCAUCUGCCAGCCCUAUAGACAAAAGGGUAUUCAGUUUAAAGUUAUGUGGUUUAUCAACCAUUAUUCGGGAAUAUAUAGCACUACGAUCAGUUAGUUCACUCCCUUUCAAGGAUUUAAUCUUCACUGCAGCAGAAAAAUCUUGUGGUUUUGGAGAUGAGGCAUGGAAAAUAUCUGGACCUCUGAAUGAAUUCUUUAACGAAACUCUCAACAAAUCCCAAAAGGAGGCAAUUGAUGUUGGUCUAUCAAGAAAAUCCUUUGUCUUAAUACAGGGUCCUCCAGGUACUGGGAAAACUCAGACGAUUCUUAGCAUUCUUGGUGCUAUUAUGCAUGCCACUCCAGCAAGAGUCCAGUCUAAGGGUACAGAGCAUGAAGUGAAGCGUGGUAUUCAGAUGACCAUCCAGGAGAAAUACAAUCACUGGGGAAGAGCCUCUCCUUGGAUUUUGGGUGUCAACCCUCGAGAUGCUAUUAUGCCUGAAGAUGGUGAUGAUGGUUUUUUUCCAACCUCAGGAAAUGAAUUGAAACCGGAGGUGGUUAAUGCAAGUCGGAAGUACAGAUUACGUGUACUUGUCUGUGCUCCAUCAAACUCUGCACUUGAUGAGAUUGUGUUGCGGCUUUUGACUACGGGUCUUCGUGACGAAAACGCCCAGACAUACACACCCAAAAUAGUACGAAUUGGUCUCAAGGCACAUCACUCCGUUGCGUCAGUAUCGCUGGAUCACCUCGUGACACAAAAGCGUGGCUCUGCCAUCGAUAAACCAAAACAAGGGACCACAGGAACUGAUAUAGAUAGUAUCCGCACUGCAAUUUUGGAAGAGGCUGCGAUUGUAUUCUCUACCCUUAGCUUCAGUGGCUCUGCACUUCUUGCUAAAUCUAAUCGUGGUUUCGAUGUCGUUAUAAUAGAUGAAGCUGCACAAGCUGUUGAGCCAGCAACUCUUAUCCCUUUGGCCACCAGGUGCAAACAAGUAUUUCUGGUAGGGGAUCCAAAACAACUCCCAGCUACUGUAAUCUCAACUGUUGCUCAGGAUUCUGGGUACGGUACAAGCAUGUUCGAGAGACUUCAAAAGGCUGGCUAUCCGGUAAAAAUGUUGAAGACCCAAUACCGGAUGCAUCCAGAGAUAAGAAGCUUUCCGUCAAAGCAAUUCUAUGAAGAGGCACUAGAAGAUGGAUCUGACAUUGAAGCUCAGACUACUCGUGACUGGCAUAGAUACCGGUGCUUUGGUCCAUUUUGCUUUUUUGAUAUACAUGAUGGGAAAGAGUCUCAACAUCCAGGAGCAACUGGUUCUCGGGUAAAUCUAGACGAGGUGGAAUUUGUUCUUCUCAUCUACCACAGACUUGUAACCAUGUACCCGGAGCUUAAGUCAAGUUCUCAGCUAGCUAUUAUAUCGCCAUAUAACUACCAAGUAAAAACUUUCAAAGAUCGGUUCAAGGAGAUGUUUGGUACGGAAGCAGAAAAAGUGGUUGAUAUCAACACUGUUGAUGGGUUCCAGGGAAGGGAGAAGGAUGUUGCAAUAUUUUCCUGCGUCAGAGCUAACGAUAAAGGACAAAUCGGUUUUCUCUCUAAUUCUCGGCGUAUGAAUGUGGGGAUUACACGAGCCAAGUCUUCUGUAUUGGUCGUUGGUUCAGCUGCAACAUUGAAAAGUGAUCCGCUUUGGAAAAACCUUAUCGAAAGUGCUGAGCAAAGACACCGAUUAUUCAAGGUUUCAAAGCCAUUGAACAAUUUCUUCAGCGAGGAGAAUCUGGAGACGAUGAAAGUGACAGAGAACAUGGAGAUCCCUGAUGCACCGUUGUAUGAAGACGAAGCUCCUCCAGUGGUACCAUAUGGUGGAGAUGAUGACUUUGGAGAUGGUGAUGCUGAUCAAGACGAUGCAGCCAUGGCCGAAGAUGACUAAACACUAAAAACCUUUCCGUUAU
Messenger RNA from Arabidopsis arenosa, 2634 nucleotides. The record is from the annotation of a GenBank genome assembly. NCBI's taxonomy places the organism in Eukaryota, Viridiplantae, Streptophyta, Magnoliopsida, Brassicales, Brassicaceae.